This is a messenger RNA of Mytilus trossulus (common blue mussel), 837 nucleotides long. Its product is annotated as homeobox protein ceh-31-like. NCBI's taxonomy places the organism in Eukaryota, Metazoa, Mollusca, Bivalvia, Mytilida, Mytilidae. Gene Ontology annotation, biological process: regulation of DNA-templated transcription. The transcript is spliced from 3 exons. The record is from RefSeq and is a predicted model, not a curated record. The coding region runs from base 1 to 837 and encodes 278 amino acids. Gene Ontology annotation, molecular function: DNA binding; DNA-binding transcription factor activity, RNA polymerase II-specific.
AUGUCUACAACAUUAGCAGAAGUUCUUUCGGAGACGGCUAGUACUUCUUGCAAUUCUUCACUUGGUUAUAAGGACUUGUGUGAUUCAACUAGUGACAAACCUGACUCAGAAAACAAAUCAUCGGUUCGUAGUAACAUAAACAGUCAAAGACCUUUAGCUAGUGGCGCUAGUUCGCAUGGCAUGCUACAAGUUCCUCAAAUUCCACAGCAGCGACCAUCAUUUCUUAUUAAUGACAUUUUACGUAAAGAUGAUAACAUUUCUAAACGACCGGAUGCCAAUGAAUUACCAAAAGAAUUAAAUUACGAAUCUGAUUCGAAUUCGAACUCUAGUAGUAAUGAGGAAGUAGGAAGUUCAUUCGAUAGAUCGAGAGGUAAUUCGGAAUCUCCAACAUUUGUAUUAAACAAGCCAAAGAAACCAAGAAAGGCAAGAACUGCGUUUUCAGACAAUCAACUGCGUGUUCUUGAAAAGAGUUUUGAGCGACAAAAAUAUUUGAGUGUUCAGGAUAGAAUGGAACUUGCACAAAGGUUACAUCUAACAGAUACUCAAGUCAAAACGUGGUAUCAAAAUCGAAGAACGAAAUGGAAAAGACAAACUGCUGUUGGACUUGAAUUAUUAACGGAAGCAACAAAUUUUGCCACUGUACAAAGGAUGAUUCACAGUAACAAUUAUUGGACAACUUUCCAUCCGAAUAUAACAUCACUGGUGAACAAUAUAGAACAGUCUGUAGUGAGACCGAGGUGUCCGAUACCAACCAGCAGUCAGUAUUUAUCUUCAUUAUUUAUGUCAGGUGCUUUACCUACUCUUAUGUCACAGACACGCCCACAAGAAGACAGGUAG